Molecule: messenger RNA, 2571 nt
Organism: Adineta steineri
Lineage: Eukaryota; Metazoa; Rotifera; Eurotatoria; Adinetida; Adinetidae
Source: the annotation of a GenBank genome assembly
AUGUCUUCAACAGAUACAACAGACCGAUCUAUAGCACCCGAUCGGGAAGCUCUUAGUUUAAUGACAAAAUUAAAAUUAGAUCGAUUCAAAUUACGAAAAAUAAAAUUCGUAGAAGAGUAUACUCAAAUUAUGGCACGAAUUAAUGAUUCUACGAUGUCAUCUUUCGACAAAGUUCAACUUGUAAGCAAAAGUAUAGAAAAUUUAUUUGGUGAAGAUGGUAAAACACGAUAUUUAAAAAAUUUGGAAACUAUAUUAACUAUAUCUAAAGCAAAUACAUCAACAACAAAUGAUUUUCUUGAAAAUUUUUUUCAAAAUCUAAUGAAAACUAUUGAAGGUGGUAAACGCCGUUCAGAAUAUAAUUAUCUAUUUGGUUUAAUUAUGUCACAAUGGCUUUCAAAUCAACAAGAUGAGUUUACACCGAUAGAAGUAACAUCAAAUGAUGAAAGUUUAUUAACAAAUGAACAAUUAAAAGUAAUUAUUUUCAAUAAACCGCAAUUAGAUUUAGAUAAAUGGCGUUAUUUUCUUGAAAAUAAUCUUUUAUCAUCAUCAGUUGAUAAAAAUCUUAAAUCAAAAAAAGCUUUUGAAAAGUUAAAAUUAGCAACAGAAAAAUUUAGUAAAUCAUUAUUGAUGGAAAAGGUAUCAUCAGCGGAUGUACAACGAGCUAUUGAUGGAGUUAUUAACGGAGGUUCAUUAGAUGAUUAUCGCAAAAGACUUCUCAUGAAAAUGCGAUUAGAAAAAAAUACCGUAGAUGAAUUUGCUUCAUCAUUGAAUUUGAUGAUAGCUGAUUUAGCUGAAUGGAAUUGGCCUAUAGAAGGUGUUCGUGGUGUAUUUCGACGAAAUCUAGUUGGAAAAUAUCGAUGUUACUAUGAAGAAAAUUUUCUUACUGCUAUUUUUCUUGAACAUAUUGGCUUAAAAUGGAGUUAUCAUUUUAAGGAAGAAUUGGAAUUAAUCUUUGAUUUUUUAACUGAAAAAAUCCAAAAGAAUUGUUCAUCAAAUUCAAUUCAAGAUGAACGUAUUAAUAUGCAAAAAAAUGAAUAUUGGAUGAGUGCAUUACCAGAUGAAUCACAUCUUGAAUUUGGAAUGGCUUCAUAUGCAAAUGUAGAUUCAGGAAUAGCUUCAUAUGCAAAUAUAGAUUCAGUUGAUUUAAAAGCUAAAUUAUUGUAUUUAAUCAAUGUCGAAAUUCAAUUACAUCAAGUUUUACAUCCAGAUACAUCAUUUACUGUCGUAUCUGCUGAUCUAGAAUGGUUUGGACCAUCAAUUCCACAUGAAAUAAUACUAAUAUUCCUUGAGUUUUGUGGAGUAUCACAAAUUUGGUUAAAUUUUUUCGAUCGUUUUCUCAAACAACCAAUUUAUUAUAAACCCGGUGAAUCUAUUCGUCAACGUCAACGCGGUGUACCUAUUGCACAUUCGAUAUCGUUUUUAUUUUCGGAAUUAAUGUUAUCGGGUAUGGAUCUUUAUGUUUAUCAAAAUACUAGCAUUUUUAAUUAUCGUUUUCAUGAUGAUUUUUGGUUUUUUGAUUCUCAAUCGGAUAAAAUUACACAAGCGUGGUCAUUAAUGAAUGAAUAUGCACAAAUAACUGGAUUAAAAUUUAACGAAGAAAAAUGCGGUUCAGUACAAAUUCUACCAUCGAAUAUAACUAAUCAAACUGAUACAUUAUUGCCUCAUCGAAAUGUCAAAUGGGGUUUACUUACUCUACAAUCAACUGGUCGUUUUGUUAUUCAGCGAGAAACUAUUAUCCCAUUUCUUGAUGAAAUGAAAGUACGAUUAACAAAUGCAUUAACUAUUAUUGAAUGGAUUAAUUUAUACAAUCAAUAUAUUGCAUUUUUCAUGCGUAAUUUUGGUAAAUGUGCUAAUAUUCUUGGAACAUAUCAUACUAAGCAAAUGAUCGAAACAUUUCAAUUUAUUCAUCAAUAUGUUUUUUCUGAAACUAAUGGUAAUGUUUUAACAAUUCUUAUGAAUUGCAUAGCAAAACAAUUUCCAGAUUGUAUGAUGAAUGAACUAUGUGAAGCUUGGUUUUAUUGGCCAAUUAUUCAUGGUGGAUUAAAUUUGAAAAAUAUUUAUUUAGAUUUAUACAGUAUUCACAAUCAAUUACUGAACAAAAAAAUGACUACUUUUAAUCAAUUACCAGAACGUGAUACUGAAAAAUAUGCUGAAAUUAUGGAAAAAUAUGAACGAGGAAAAAUUCAUCGAAAAGAUAAAUCUCUUAAGAAAUAUCUUCAUGAUGAUGAAACCCUGAUAAGUUUUGAUGAAUUUAUACAACGUCGUGAAACUCGUAUUUCAUAUUGGAAUGAUGUUUAUAAAGAAAUGCUAAAUAUAACUCCAUCAUUAUCACCUAUUAUGACAGAUCAUCAUGAAGAUCAUAUACAAUUCUUACAAAAAACAAUGACAAAAAUAUCAUCUGCUAAAAGAUAUUAUGCAGGAACGAAUUAUUACUUGAAAUGGUUAGUUUACUUUUAUAGUCAACAGAUUGAAUCGACUUUUAAUCAACUCGAUUUUAUUGAUCCUGAAAAUGUACCUGUCGGAUUAAUUUCAUUGAUGCAAACUACAAAAAUUAAUUGGAAUAAAGAAUAA